CAAUGUGGCUUUGUUUUAAAACAAAAGUCAAACAAAUUUACGUUGAGCUAUCGGGAGCAAUAUUCAGGUUUUUAUUGUACCGCUUCAAAAUGGCUUCCGACAUGGAUCAACAUGAACAGGACCAGACUGAACAAGAACAAAAACCUGCGAAGAAAACUGCAAAACAUGACAGUGGAGCUGCUGAUCUUGAGAAGGUUACAGAUUAUGCUGAAGAAAAAGAGAUUUCUUCGCAAGAUAUUAUUGGUGCUAUGUCACUUAUAGGUGACAAACACUCUAGAGAAACUGCAGAAAAGGCAGCAAAACAAAAAGAACUGGCCAAAGUUACUAUCAAGAAAGAAGAUGUUGAGCUAAUUGUACGAGAAAUGGAGAUACCAAGAAGUGUUGCAGAGUUGAAACUAAGAGAACAUCAUGGAAACGUUGUCAAUGCUCUUAUUGAACUCACUAACUGAAUAUUUUGACUAAUAUCUCCUUUUUGUAAAUAUGUUGCAAUUAAAUUGCUUUCUGUAGUUUA
This is a messenger RNA of Limulus polyphemus (Atlantic horseshoe crab), 511 nucleotides long. RefSeq names its product huntingtin-interacting protein K-like. Lineage: Eukaryota; Metazoa; Arthropoda; Merostomata; Xiphosura; Limulidae. The record is from RefSeq and is a predicted model, not a curated record. Gene Ontology annotation, biological process: negative regulation of apoptotic process; protein stabilization. Bases 3 to 449 code for a protein of 148 amino acids. The transcript has 4 exons.